Mesoplodon densirostris (Blainville's beaked whale) is the source of this 1828-nucleotide messenger RNA. It is a transcript of the gene CD19, whose product is annotated as CD19 molecule. The record is from RefSeq and is a predicted model, not a curated record. The transcript is spliced from 15 exons. NCBI's taxonomy places the organism in Eukaryota, Metazoa, Chordata, Mammalia, Artiodactyla, Ziphiidae. Gene Ontology annotation, cellular component: external side of plasma membrane. Gene Ontology annotation, biological process: regulation of B cell activation; B cell receptor signaling pathway; B cell proliferation involved in immune response. Bases 1 to 1710 code for a protein of 569 amino acids.
AUGCCACCUCCUCUCCUCCUCUUCUUCCUCCACCUGUUCCUUACCCCCAUGGGAGUCAGGCCCCAGGAAACACAACUACUGGAGGCUAAAGAGGGAGGCAAUGCUGUGCUGCCAUGCCUUGAAGGUCUCUCAGAUGGUCCCCCUGAGCAACUGGCCUGGUUUCGGGGCUCCCAAUCAACACCCUUCUUAGAGCUGAGCCUAGGGUUACCAGGCCUGGGCAUCCAUGUGGGGCCCCUGGGCACCCUGAAGGAGCCCCAGGGAACCUUGCUGUUCAUCUUCAAUGUCUCCGACCAGAUGGGGGGCUUCUACCUGUGCCAGCCAGGCCCCUCUUCUGAGCAAGGCUGGCAGCCUGGCUGGACGGUCAGCGUGAAGGGCAGCGGAGAACUGUUCCGGUGGAAUGCUUCAGACCUAAAUGACCCAAGCUGUGGCCUGGGGAACAGGUCCUCAGGGGGCCCCAGGCUCUCUUCUGGUCACCCCACAAGGUCCCAGCUCUAUGUGUGGGCCAAGGACCGCCCUGCGAUCUUACGCACAGAUUCUGCCUGUGCCCCACCUAACGGCACUUUGAACCAGAGCAACAACCACGACCUCACGGUGGCCCCUGGCUCCACACUCUCGCUGUCCUGUGGGGCAUCCCGUACCUCACUGGCCAGAGGCCCCAUCUCCUGGAUCCAUGUGCGUCCCAAGAAGCCUAACAUCAAAUUGCUGAGCCUAAACCUGAGUGAGGAUGCCCAACUCAGAGAGAUGUGGGUCAUGGGCACCCUUGGGGGAAAGGCUGUUCUGUUGCUGCCUGAGACCACAGCUCAAGAUGCUGGCAUCUAUCAUUGUAACCAUGGCAACGUGACCACCCAGAUGCAGCUGAAGGUCACUGCCCAGUCAGCAGUAUGGCAUUGGCUACUGGAGACUGGUGGCUGGAUAGUCCCUGUUGUGACUUUAGCUUAUCUGAUCUUCUGCCUGGGUUCCCUGGUGGGCUUUCUUCAUCUCCGAAGAGCCCUGAUCCUGAGGAGGAAAAGAAAGCGAAUGACAGAUCCCACUAGAAGGUUCUUCAAAGUGACGCCUACCCCGGGAAACGGGGCCCAGAACCAGUACGGGAACAUGCUCUCCCUCUCCACUCCCCACUCAGGCACGGGACGCGCCCAGCGGUGGGCUGCGGGCCUGGGAGCCACCGUGCCGUCCUACGGAAGUCCGCACAGCGACGUCCAGGAGGCCAGAGCCGCGGGGUCCCGGAGCCCACCAGGAACCGGCCCAGAAGAAGAGGAAGGGGAGGCCUAUGAGGAGCCGGACAGUGAGGAGGGCUCCAAGUUCUACGAGAACGACUCCAACCUUGGGCAGGACCAGCUCUCCCAGGAUGGCAGCGGCUAUGAGAACCCUGAGGAAGGGGUCUUGGGUCCUGAGGAUGAAGACUCCUUCUCCAACGCUGAAUCUUAUGAGAAUGAGGAUGAAGAACUGGCCCAGCCAGUUGCCAGGACAACAGACUUCCUGAGCCCCCAUGGGUCAGCCUGGGACCCCAGCAGGGAGGCAACCUCCCUUGGGUCCCAGUCCUAUGAGGAUAUGAGAGGGAUCCUGUAUGCAGCCCCCCAGCUCCGCUUUGUUCAAGCCCAGCCUGGUCCCAGUCACGAGGAAGAUGCAGACUCUUAUGAGAAUAUGGAUAAUCCCGAUGGACCAGAACCAGCAUGGGGAGGAGGGGGCCACAUGGGCACCUGGAGCAACUAGGUGAUUCCCUUCAGCAGAUGGCGCCAGCCUCUGGAGCAGUGUUACUCAGGAUGCGUGUAUCUGUGUACACACACAGUGUACACAAGCUAAACUUCGGCCCCCUUUGCACUCCCCAAAU